AAAGUAUUUAUUUAAGAAGCACUAAAAAGACCAAAGCUUUCUCAGUCUCUCUCCCUAUCUGAAACGAUGACGACGUCGUUUCGCUCUCCGGCGGGCGCCGCCACUGUCUUUUCUACCGAUCAGAAGAUCCGGGUCGGGAUUCUCCACUCUCUGAGGUCAUCUCGUACGGUUUUCCUCGGAAGAAAUGUGUUUGUUGGUGUCCACUCGUUGCCCCCAUCGUCGUCAUCUCCAUCCUCAAUCCAAGCCGUAUCAACGCCAGCGAAGCCUGAGGCAGCAAAGCCCACCAAGAGGAGCAAAGUCGAGAUCAUCAAGGAGAAGAGCAACUUCAUCAGGUACCCUCUCAACGAGGAGCUUCUAACAGAAUCCCCAAACGUCAACGAAUCCGCCGUCCAGCUCAUCAAGUUCCACGGAAGCUACCAACAGUACAACCGAGAGGAACGCGGCGGAAGAUCCUACUCCUUCAUGCUCCGCACCAAGAACCCAAGCGGCAAAGUCCCGAACCAGCUCUACCUAACCAUGGACGACUUAGCAGACGAGUUCGGCAUCGGCACGCUCCGUCUGACCACCAGACAAACCUUCCAGCUUCACGGCGUUCUGAAGCACAAUCUCAAGACUGUGAUGAGCUCCAUCAUCAAAAACAUGGGGAGCACGCUCGGCGCGUGCGGUGAUCUGAACAGAAACGUUCUUGCUCCGGCUGCGCCUUACGCGAAGAAAGACUAUCUCUUCGCGCAGGAGACGGCUGAUAACAUCGCGGCGCUUCUAAGUCCUCAGUCAGGGUUUUACUAUGACAUGUGGGUUGAUGGUGAGCAGUUUAUGACGGCUGAGGCGCCUGAGGUUGUGGAGGCUAGGAAUGAUAACUCUCAUGGGACUAACUUUGUGGACUCUCCUGAGCCUAUUUAUGGCACUCAGUUCUUGCCGAGGAAGUUCAAGAUCGCUGUGACUGUGCCUACUGAUAACUCUGUCGAUCUUCUCACCAAUGACAUUGGCGUUGUUGUCGUUUCAGAUGAAAAUGGGGAGCCUCAGGGUUUCAACAUAUAUGUUGGUGGAGGUAUGGGAAGAACACACAGAAUGGAGUCCACAUUUGCCCGCAUUGCAGAACCAUUAGGUUACGUACCCAAGGAGGAUAUAUUGUACGCCGUAAAGGCCAUUGUUGUCACACAACGUGAACAUGGUAGAAGAGACGACCGCAAAUACAGUAGAAUGAAGUAUCUGCUCAGCUCAUGGGGAAUAGAAAAGUUUAGAGACGUGGUUGAGCAAUACUACGGCAAAAAGUUCGAGCCUCCCCGUGACUUGCCAGAGUGGGAGUUCAAAAGCUAUUUGGGAUGGCAUGAGCAGGGAGAUGGUGCUUUGUUCUGUGGCCUUCACGUAGACAGUGGACGCGUUGGUGGGAACAUGAAGAAGACGCUGAGAGAAGUCAUUGAGAAGUAUAGACUUGACGUGCGUAUCACGCCUAAUCAGAACAUUGUGUUGUGUGAUAUCAAGAGCGAGUGGAAGCGUUCCAUUACUACUGUGCUUGCUCAGGCUGGCUUAUUGCAACCAGAGUUUGUAGACCCUCUCAACCAAACGGCAAUGGCUUGUCCAGCUUUUCCUUUGUGCCCUCUGGCUAUAACUGAGGCAGAGCGUGGGAUUCCUAGUAUUCUAAAGCGAGUGCGAGCAAUGUUUGAGAAGGUUGGUCUCGAGUUUGAUGAAUCGGUUGUGGUGAGAGUAACUGGUUGCCCUAAUGGAUGUGCUAGACCAUAUAUGGCUGAAGUAGGUCUAGUUGGGGAUGGUCCAAACAGCUACCAGGUUUGGUUAGGAGGGACACCGAACCAGACACAGAUAGCGAGGGCGUUCAUGGACAAGGUGAAGAUUCAAGACUUAGAGAAGGUCUUUGAGCCAUUGUUUUACAACUGGAAACUUGGGAGACAAGCAAAGGAAUCGUUUGGAGAAUUCACAACCCGCAUGGGAUUUGAGAAACUCAAGGAGCUGAUAAGUACAUACGAAGGAUCUCCACAGUAAAAACAAGAAGGAACUUUUGUCUUUUGGAAUUACACAAAACAAAGGAUGCAUUCUCUUGUCGUGGUGUUACUCUUCGGUAACAUCUGACAAAUAAAGAUUAUGUACUUGAUCGUACUCUUCUGUACUUUUUUUUAAUUGAGUUGAGACCACAAAUAAGCACUUGGCUCUUUCCUUUUUUGGGUAUGUUUGAUUGUUGUAUGGACAAAGUAAUUAUUUCCUUUAGGGAAUGGUAAUGUAUUUGCUAUUUGCUCAAAA
Brassica oleracea var. oleracea is the source of this 2253-nucleotide messenger RNA. RefSeq names its product sulfite reductase [ferredoxin], chloroplastic-like. The transcript is spliced from 7 exons. Bases 67 to 1998 code for a protein of 643 amino acids. Gene Ontology annotation, biological process: sulfate assimilation. Gene Ontology annotation, molecular function: sulfite reductase (ferredoxin) activity; heme binding; 4 iron, 4 sulfur cluster binding. NCBI's taxonomy places the organism in Eukaryota, Viridiplantae, Streptophyta, Magnoliopsida, Brassicales, Brassicaceae. Gene Ontology annotation, cellular component: chloroplast stroma; sulfite reductase complex (NADPH). The record is from RefSeq and is a predicted model, not a curated record.